This is a messenger RNA of Alosa alosa (allis shad), 2240 nucleotides long. RefSeq names its product adenosine receptor A3-like. Gene Ontology annotation, cellular component: dendrite; membrane; synapse. NCBI's taxonomy places the organism in Eukaryota, Metazoa, Chordata, Actinopteri, Clupeiformes, Clupeidae. The transcript is spliced from 2 exons. The record is from RefSeq and is a predicted model, not a curated record. Bases 1057 to 1965 code for a protein of 302 amino acids. Gene Ontology annotation, molecular function: G protein-coupled adenosine receptor activity. Gene Ontology annotation, biological process: G protein-coupled adenosine receptor signaling pathway.
GAAAUGACAUCAUCAGUUCUGCAAGGUCAUGUGACAUGAUGACACCAUGUUAAGCUCCGGACUGUAUUUCUAACCAGUAUGCAUUGCGUUCGACCCAGCAUGCAUCACAUCAAGUUAGAUUUGCAUAGAUCAAGUCAAAUGAGCCUAAUCUUGUAGCCAAGGAGUAGAGCGUUUCAGUGACGUGAUUUUACGGUAAGAGCCCUACAAAACACCCCUCAAAACUCAUGCAAACAUAUGGAACAGCUAAUUACUCAACGGAAAAUCCAAAAGUACAUUUUUGCAUAAAUUGCAUACUAACAAUAAAUCUCUUAUUAACCCCUUUGAGUAGAAGCAUAAUCUUGGUGUCAAAUGAAAGCUAACUCUCUUGGAGUUUCUUGUUUGUAUUUAGAUUGUAUGGCAGUGACUGUCAUAGAAUCAAAGAAGCAUUAUUUCACACUGUGACAAAGUUUUCCAAAAAUGACACUGAGCUAAACGCAUAGGUAUUCCAACAGAAAUAAAUUUGUGAAAAAAUCAUAUUUUACUCUAGUGAUCUAUGGUGGGCUGGUGGCGUUUUGGGGCCGGGCUAAUUUCUCUGAGCUAAAAGGAGCAUAUUUGAAUAUUUUUUUUGCUGUACCGUGCGAGUAGCCUGCACUGUGUGACUGUAGUUCCUUUCAUUUUCAGAAUGUGCAUUAUAUCCAUAACCUUAAGUCUUAAGUGGAAACCGGCAAUCAUGUUCAGGGGCCCUGCUAGAAAAUGUGGGCCCUAUGACACAAGUUCCACUUUAAUGCACAAUGCAUGAGGUGCACACAGGAAUAUAUAAACACACAAACACAUAUUCUCAAACACACCCACACAUACAUGCAAAACAUCUCCACAACCAUACAUGCAUGAAGUCCCACACAGACAGACGCACACACCACAAAGAUGCAACUCUUCGACAGAACAGAGAUCAUUGUCAGACUGAGGGCUGAGCAUUUUGAGCUGUUUGUUUCGACAACUCUUACAGUACGUCCUGUUCCUGUUUGAGUGAAACUAUUAAUAUCUUUUAAAACUCUCUCUAUCUCCUUCUCUCUCUUCAUGGCAAGCAAAGUAGAACUGGUCUACACCGUGCUGGAGGUCCUGAUCGCUGUGGCAUGUUGCCUUGGUAAUCUGCUGGUGAUCUGGGCAGUGUGGAAGUGUGGUGCCAUGCGGCGGCAGCCCACCUUCUGCUUUAUCGUCUCUCUGGCCGUAGCCGACUUCCUGGUGGGUGCUGUGGCGAUACCUGUGGCGGUUUUGGUGAACGGAUGGGUCAGAACCUCCGUCCAUGGUUGUGUGGUUCUGUGCUCUCUGGUGAUCGUUCUGACCCAAGCUUCUGUCCAUUCCUUAUUGGCCAUCGCUCUGGAUCGGUUCCUACGUGUCUACAUCCCACUCAGGUACAGAAAGCUAGUGACGGCAAAGAGGUCCUGGGGUGUGGUGGGGGGAUGCUGGAUCACAGCAUGUCUCCUAGGUUCUGUGCCCCUGCUAGGGUGGAGCUUGCACACCUCCCAAAACACCACCAUCAACUCAACCCACCCUCCCACCUGCAAGUUCAUGGAUGUGAUGUCAAUGUCCUACAUGGUGUUCUUCAACUUCCUGGGCUGUAUCCUGCUCCCCAUGCUGUGCACAGCAGCGCUGUAUGCCUAUAUCUUCCAUCUGAUCCGCAGACGUCUGCAGAGCUGGAAUGGGGAGUCCAGUGCCUUCUACCAGCGGGAGAGGAGUCUGGCCUGCUCGCUGUUGUUUGUGCUGGUGUUAUUUGCUCUCUGCUGGUUACCCAUACACCUCAUCAACAUUGCCAUCUACGCCAACAAGGACGUGCAUGAGACAGUGUUGUACACGGGCAUCCUGCUCUCGCAUGCCAACUCAGCCGUUAACCCGGUGGUAUACACUUUCAAGGUGCCCAGGAUCAAGAAGGCAUACAGGGACAUCUGUAUGCCUUCUUGGCUCGUGGCUGACAGAGAACACCACUAAUAUUACUCCAUGUUCAAACAACCUAAACCCAGGGAAGCACCUACACAGCCCAGAAAUAUCAGACUAUGUGACUGAGUUAUAGCAGGUGUAUUGCAUGCAUAUAUAUCUGGAAAAAAAUAAAGAGACCACUGCACAUUUUUUGAUGUCAUCCUACAGAUGCCGAGAGACAUUUGAAUGAGUUAAUUAAUCGUGAUAUUACAGUACAUAUAUAUUAAAUACAUUUAUCGUGAUUAAAUAUAUCCCCCUAAAGCUUCUUAAAGGGCAUAUAAAAACAA